AUGUUUGCUUCAUCGGAAAAGAAAAGAGUCGCUGCAGUAAGUGGGGACACCCAUCUUGGUGGAGGGGACUUUGACAACAGACUGGUGGCUCAAUUUGUUGACGACAUUAAGAGGAAGCAUAAGAAAGAUAUCAGUAAUAAUAAUAGAGCUCUUGCUAAAUUAAAGGCUGCUUCAGAGAGAGCUAAAAGGAUUCUUUCAAUGAACUUUCAAACUAUUGUUGAGGUCGAUUCCCUUUUUGACAACAUUGAUUUUACAUCGACCAUAACCCGUGCACGUUUUGAGAAUUUGAAUAUGGAUUUGUUUAAGAAGUGUCUGGAUACUGUUGAAAAGUGCUUAGAAGAUGCCAAGAUAGGAAAGGACGGUGUUGAUGAUGUUGUUCUUGUUGUUGGAUCAACCCGAAUUCCAAAGGUUCAUGGCAGAACCUGA
Messenger RNA from Chenopodium quinoa (quinoa), 426 nucleotides. RefSeq names its product heat shock 70 kDa protein 3-like. Gene Ontology annotation, cellular component: cytoplasm. Gene Ontology annotation, molecular function: ATP hydrolysis activity; ATP-dependent protein folding chaperone; heat shock protein binding. NCBI's taxonomy places the organism in Eukaryota, Viridiplantae, Streptophyta, Magnoliopsida, Caryophyllales, Amaranthaceae. Gene Ontology annotation, biological process: cellular response to unfolded protein; protein refolding. The transcript has 2 exons. The coding region runs from base 1 to 426 and encodes 141 amino acids. The record is from RefSeq and is a predicted model, not a curated record.